GUUUUACUCAUUGCUAUUAGACGUGUAGUUUUUCAACUGUUUAUAUACUAGUUAUUUACGAAUAGUAAAAUCAAUAUUUGAAGGGUUAACGAUGGAAUCAGAGCAGUCUUGUUGUUCAUCCUCCGUGUGCUGCGGGGCGCCGGUGCAAAAAGGAUGCUUCGUAUUCGCCAUCAUAAAUACCAUAUUAUGCCUCGCACUUUCUCUCGGAAGCCUUGCUUUCCUGAUCUUUGCCCUGUAUGCCUGGUUCGACGGAGAAUCCCGCGGCCCUAACGACAUGGUGCUGGUGUACCUGUUCACGGGAAUGGCUGUGGGGUGCUGUGUGGGCAGUGCCUUAGCGCUCACGUUCGCCGUCGUGCUAGUUGUAGGAAUACGCAGGGGCAACAAGGGCUAUGUGAUGGCCUACCUGAGAUACGGCAUCGCCGUGGUGGUGCUGAGCGUGCUCGGGUGUCUCGGGUUCAUCGGGCUCGAGUGGGGGGAGACCGACCUCAUGAAGUACGCUUUGAUCCCUCUCGCGGUCUGUGUUUUAUACUCGUUGAUGCUGAUCCCCGUGUACCAGACCUAUGUGGUAUUUUCAAAAAGCGCUCCUGCCACACACGCGAGACUGCUCAACACUUAUGAUUUUUGAAUACCAUAUAUCUAAAAAAGUCUGACCUGAAGGCCGCAAGCGCAACGCCUGGAUCUGAGGCCCAACGAAAAUUGAAAUUUCGUUAUCUGCCUCUAUAUCGAGCGUAUUUGAGCGAGAGAUGACUUGCUUUAGCAGUCGGUCUCAAGUACAAAAAGUACUGAGAUUGACUGAAGUAGCAUUACAAAUAUGAACGUUUCCGAGAAAAUACGAUGGAAAGCAAUAAUGCUCUACAUCUGUAACAGCCAUAGAAUAACCAGUUUAAUUGGAAUUUGUUGCACCAGAAUACCGUAACAAAUUUGCUAAAAUUAUAAAGGGGCCCACUGAUUAACAGUC
Messenger RNA from Cydia fagiglandana, 958 nucleotides. RefSeq lists its product as uncharacterized. Lineage: Eukaryota; Metazoa; Arthropoda; Insecta; Lepidoptera; Tortricidae. The coding region runs from base 92 to 625 and encodes 177 amino acids. The transcript is spliced from 5 exons. The record is from RefSeq and is a predicted model, not a curated record.